Molecule: messenger RNA, 2011 nt
Organism: Aplosporella prunicola CBS 121167
Lineage: Eukaryota; Fungi; Ascomycota; Dothideomycetes; Botryosphaeriales; Aplosporellaceae
Exons: 2
Coding region: 1-1569 (522 amino acids)
Biological process (GO): tRNA methylation
Cellular component (GO): tRNA (m1A) methyltransferase complex; nucleus
Source: RefSeq, a predicted model, not a curated record
AUGGCCGCCGUCCGCCCCUCGCCCUUCCUCGACCCCGGCGCCCGCAUCGCCCAGGGCCAACUCGCCCUCAUCCACCUCAAGCGCGACCUAAUCACGCCCGUUGUCGUCGACCCUCAAACAACCUCCACCGAUGGCUACGCCGAGCCCGUCGUGAACACGCGUUUCGGCUCCUUCCCGCACAGCGGCUUGCUCAACGUGCCCUGGGGCAGCCAAGUGCGCGCCGCCAACGUCGACACGGGCGCCCGCGGCCGCAAGGCAGGAGGAGGGAAGAAGCGCAAGCGCGACGACCAAAGCGCCCCGGCCACCGGCGACGACGACGACGAGAGCACCGCCAAUUCUGCGAGAGAGACCACCGCCGCCUCGACUGGCUUCGCGCAUAUCCUCCCCCCAACCCCAGAGACCUGGACCGUCUCCCUCCCCCACCGCACCCAGGUCGUCUACACCCCAGACUACAGCUACGUGCUACAGCGGCUGCGGGUACGGCCAGGCGACACGAUCAUCGAGGCAGGCGCGGGCAGCGGGUCCUUCACGCACGCCUCAGUGCGCGCCGUCUUCAACGGGACAGCGUCGGAGGUGGAAGCAACAAAUACGAGAAAGCGCAAGCGGCACGGCCACGUCUACAGCUUCGAGUUCCACGAGCCGCGCGCAGAACAGCUGCGCAAAGAGCUCGCCGAACACGGCCUCGACGCCCUCGUCACCGUCACCCACGCCGACGUCUACGAGCACGGCUUCCAGCCCUCCACCGCGCCCGCCGGGGGCGUCGCCGCCGACGCCAUCUUCCUGGACCUGCCCGCGCCGUGGCUGGCUCUGAAGCACCUCACGCGCACGCUCAAUACCGCGCCCGCCGAGUCGUCCACCCCCGCGCCGCCGGCCCCAGACGCAGACGCCGACGCCGACGAGGCCCACCGCGCCGCGGCCUGGCGCUCGCCGCUGAACCCGCGCAAGACGGUGCGCAUCUGCACCUUCAGCCCGUGCAUCGAGCAAGUGCAACGCACGACGGCCGAACUGCGACGACUGGGCUGGGUUAACAUCGAGAUGGUGGAGGUGCUGCACCGACGGCUGGACGUGCGGCGCGAGCGCGUCGGGCUGCAAGAAGAGGGGCUGCGUGGCGUGAACGCGACAGCAGCGACGGUGGACGAGGCGGUAGGGCGGCUGCGCGAGGUCGAGGGCCGCUUCAAGGCGUUCCACGAGCUGCAGAAGGAGAGCGCGGCCAGCAGCACCAACGCCAACACCCCGUCUGACGCUGCUGCUACGCCUGCAAACGCUCAUCCUAACCGGCCGUCUUGGGGCCGCGAGACCAAGGAGCAGCGCCUGCAGAAGAUUCGCGAGCGCGAGAAGCAGCGCAAGACGUGGAAGGAGGGCCGGCUGGUGCAUCGCACCGAGCCCGAGAUCAAGACGCAUACCAGCUACUUGUGCUUUGCUCUGCUGCCGCGGGAGUGGAGCGAGGCGGACGAGGAGCGGGCGCAGCGGCGGUGGGGGAAUGCUGGCGUGGGUGGUGCGGAGGAGGGAGAGGGCGAGGGCGAGGCCGCGGCGGAGAGCAAGGCCAAGGUCGUCAAGGUUGAGGCGUAGGUGUGUGUGUGCGUGCUGGGGGGACGAUGUAUGUACAGUACCAUUCCAAGUGCGCCAGUGUGCGAGACUUACCUAGAUACGCGCUCGAACCACGCACGGCUCGUGCAGAUGAAUCGACGCGCUCGAUUUUUUUUUGACUUCUUUGCUCUCUCACUCACACACUCUCUCUUGGGGUUAUGCUACCUGCUGUUGUUAUCACAGUGAGGUUCUGCGGCUUACGAUGGUGGCUGAGGUCCAGGUGGGCGAACAGGACCUAGUUGUUGAGAGGGUGAAGAGGAGAGACUUCCAUAGGUACCGUACCUAAAGAAGCUGCCAAGGUGCGGGAGGGAAAGAAGCGCUCGUUCGUUACUGCUGUUGCCGGCGGAGUACUGCCUACCUACCUACCUACUACGGAUUCUUACUUCCCACCGCUUCUACCAGGGAGGCAGGUGCGAGACAGGAG